GUCAAGUUAAGUGUAACGUGUGGUUGAGGUGUCUGUGGCCAUAUUGAAGAUAGUGGGGUGAUAGUAGCCGUACUUGUUACCGAAAGUUUAAUUUAUUUAGAACAGAAUUAUGCAAACAAUGACCACAAAGGCAGAAAAGGACAGGCAGAAGCAAAUUCAAGAAAAGUGCCAAGCAUUACUUACGCAAAUGCUAAGAGAUGAGGACAAUAAAUAUUGUGUGGAUUGUGAUGCGAAAGGUCCAAGAUGGGCGUCCUGGAAUUUAGGAAUCUUCCUUUGCAUCCGUUGUGCUGGAAUUCACAGAAAUUUGGGUGUCCACAUUUCAAAAGUGAAAUCUGUUAACUUGGAUACAUGGACACCCGAACAAGUUGUGAGUCUUCAGCAGAUGGGAAAUAGCCGUGCUAGAGCCGUAUAUGAAGCAAAUCUUCCUGACAACUUUAGGCGACCACAAACAGACUCAUCUCUAGAGGCUUUUGUACGUGCUAAAUAUGAACAAAAGAAGUACAUUGCAAGGGAGUGGGUUCCACCACCUGUUCCAAAGGUAAAUUGGGAUAAAGAAUUGGAUGAGGAAGCAGAGAGACAGAGAAGACGAAAGAAGGAAGCAAAGCAACAGCAACAACAGCAGCAGACCAGAAAAGCUGUGCCAAAUGUUGCAGUACCACAGCUGCUGCCGAAACCUAAAGGUUCUACUAGCCCUAAACCUGGACGCACACAGGGUGAAUCAAACAAACCUGCCAAAACUGAGACACAAGAUCUUCUGGGGCUAGACACUCCUGUUGGCACAACUUUGUCAGCGGCUGGUGCCAACACUUCAGGUGGAGAUGAUAUCUUCAGCAGUUUUUUGAGUGCCUUGCCAGCAGCUUCCUCCACUGUCAGCACUUCCCCAUCAUCUGACAAGAAGGAUGCUGACAGCAGCAAAGGCCGUUCUGCAGAAGAGGAGAGUUUCUUCAACCAACCAGCACCCAGCAAUCAAGAGAAGCGACAGCUCACCAAAGACUCCAUAUUGGCUCUGUAUUCAGCAGCACCAUCACAGGCACAGGCUGGAAAUCCUGCUUCCUUAUUUGGCAUUCCAGGUGGUGUGUAUACACAGGCAACAGGGUACUCCCAGGGUGCAGUGGCAUAUGGGAUGGUAGGAUCUCCUGCGGCAGCAAUUCCUAAUGGCAUAAUGCCUGGGACACAGGUUGUGCAGAAUGGAAUAUAUGCAGCAGCAGGCUUGCCACCACAGCAGCCUAAUCUGGCUUCAAAUCCAUUUUUUAACAUGGGAGCAGCAACUGUUGGCAACAUUGCAACCACCACAACAGGCUUCCCAGCAAUAUCUCAGGAGCAUGCACCCCAGACAGCGAACCAAGAUUUGAUGUUAGAUUUUGGAGUGCCCCCAACUAGUACUCAGACACCAGUGCUAAAUCACCUACCUCAGCAGAUGGCCCGGAUGAACCUUGGUGGAGCAGCCAUGAAGGCAGCACAACCACAGGCCAUGGUUGGUCAAGUUCACUCAAUGGGGAUGCAAGUGCCAGGCAUGAGUAUGAACAUUGCCCCUACAGUGCCUAAUGUGGGCAGUGCAGGUAUUGGAAUUGGGGCAUUUCCUCAGUCAGCAGGUGCUGGUCACACAUUUGCAACCAAUUUAUGGCAGUAAAGUAUCUAGUGACUGUGGUGCUGUUCUCGGUUUAUACUGUUGUCUGUUAUGGCCUUGUUUUCGUUGAGGUGAAAAGUUUAUUGCAUGGAAACAUGUCAGGCUCUAGGUGAAGAGGAUAAAGGAAAAUGAGCAUAUUCACAGGAUGUUAUGUAAGAAUUGUCAGAUUGGUUACCAAAGAGCUGUCCAAUCCAUAUUUUUUAAACUUCAUAAUUCACCAUUUUAGAAUAGAAUAUUGAAGUAGUCAAUGAAUUUGUGUCGUGAAUGCUCCAAGCUUUUCCUUUUCCAGUGAUGAGCUGUUUCAUCAUUCCAGGUUUUCUAAAGCUGAGGGAUCAUUGAACCUGCACUUCUGUAGUUCUUAAUCUGGAAUGCUAAGGCUGCUACAGUAAUUUCCAAAUGAAUCUUUGAUACAAAGUUUGCUUAAAUUCUCUUCUGUCAGUUGCAAUUGUGGACAGUUGCAGUUCUUGGCAAUUCAUCAUCAUGUGCUACACAUAUCAGCAGCAUUCUAAGCUUCGAUAGUUCCAAACUUGUGCCUGGAAUAGCUACUGUAACUGAUCCUUAAUGGUUUCAAAGUACUGCAUUGUUACUUUAAUGUUUGAGGGCUCUUGGACUUUAGUAUUAGCUGUUAGAUUCAGUAAUACAGCAUUGUUCAGAAAUUUUUUAAACUGCCUUUUCCUGUAAUAUAUAUCCACAUGUCAUAUAUAGAUCUGGUGUUAGAUCAGGAAGAGAUUGUGUCCAGCAGAUGGGAUGCAAGAUAUCUCGGAUAGUGAGUAGUAGUGUUAGAUCCAAGAGGGCCAUGGUUUUUGUCUGGCACUUAAGAGUGACUGUAUGAGCUUCACCAGCCAGAAAUAACAUACAGUGUGUGUAAAUAUUGGGAAACCAAAAACAUGUUAGUAUCAGCCCUAAAAAGUUAUAUUUGCUGAUUCUAAAGGUGAUGUUAACUAACUAAAUUAAACACCAGGUUUGUGUGCAUUUUAUUUGUUCUGUCCUGAUUGUUAUCAUAAUGAUGUUAACAUUGUCCCCAUGUUAUUGUAUGAGAUGAAAUGUUUCUCUGUCACGCUGGUCUGCAUUGCAGAGAGUGCUGGUAAUAUGAUAUUCAAGGGACCAGGAUAGAAACAGAGGUGCUUGAAGGAUAUUUUCUCCUUUUAAGUGAUAAAAAUUAUAAUUUUUUAGGGUUGGUAGGAAUGAUUGAUAUUAUUAUAGUAUUUCUGUUGUUGUUCCUUAUAAAGAGAAAGAGUGCAUGUAUUUCGUCAGUACAUGUGUGCAGUGUUUAUUGCUGAAGAGAUCAGUUAUUUUUAAUGUAAACAUUGUAUAUCUAGCUGUAGUGUGUAUAAUUUGGGCAAAGUUCUAGAUUUUGUAAGGCAGAGAAGGCUGUAAAUAUUUUGAAUUCAUAGAAUUAUUGAAUAAUGUAUUUAUAUAUGUGUGUAUGUAUGUAUGUUGAAAGUGAAGCACAAGUCAGAUCCACUUGAA
Cryptotermes secundus is the source of this 3097-nucleotide messenger RNA. Its product is annotated as stromal membrane-associated protein 1. Gene Ontology annotation, molecular function: GTPase activator activity; metal ion binding. The coding region runs from base 110 to 1630 and encodes 506 amino acids. The record is from RefSeq and is a predicted model, not a curated record. Lineage: Eukaryota; Metazoa; Arthropoda; Insecta; Blattodea; Kalotermitidae. The transcript is spliced from 9 exons.